GUGUUGGCCCCGACCGUGACCGGUUUCCGGCUGGUGGUUCUGCACCGGCCCCCAGUAGACGUGUAACGGAAGGUGGGCCGCAGCCAUGGCUGAGAGGAAACCUAACGGUGGUGGAGGCGCCGCUUCCACCUCCUCGUCGGGCACUAACUUACUUUUCUCCUCCUCGGCCACGGAGUUCAGCUUCAACGUGCCCUUUAUCCCAGUCACCCAGGCUGCCGCUGCCUCGGCCUCCCUGCUCUUGCCUGGAGAGGAUUCCACAGAUGUGGGUGAGGAGGACAGCUUCCUUGGUCAGACUUCUGCUCACACGUCUACCCCACAGACAUUUAGUUACUUCUCUCAGGUAUCAAGCAGUAGUGAUCCUUUUGGGAAUAUUGGACAGUCACCGUUAACAACUGCAGCAACAUCGGCUGGACAAUCAGCAUUCUCCAAGCCCCCAGCUGCUCUCCCUUUUACAACCGGAUCCCAAGAUAUGUCGAAUGCAUUUUCACCAUCCAUUUCGAAGGCUCAAUAUGGUGCUCCAGCUGCUUCACAAAUGGGAAUAAAUACUUAUCUGCCUUCUCAGCCUAGUAGUCUCCCUCCUUCAAAUUUUGGGAGCCCACCCCAAGGAACGCCCCAACAAGGAUACAAUCCAUAUCGCCACACAGCUGUAAGCAGCAGGGCUAAUCCUUAUAUUGCACCACCACAGCUGCAGCAGUGCCAGACACCGGCCCAUCCUACCCAUCCCCCGCCCUCUGGACCCCCUGUUCAGAUGUACCAGACGCCUCCAGGAUCUUUGCCAUCGAUCCCUCCUUCAGUGCAGCCAGGGUUGUCCCCUCCAACCCAGCAGCAGGCAGCUGCUAGACCUGCAGGUCCCUCUGUGCAAGCGUCAUCUCCUUUUCUACUUCAAAACCAAUAUGAACCUGUCCAACCCCACUGGUUUUACUGCAAGGAGAUAGAAUACAGACAACUAUGGAUGCCUUUCAGUGUGUUUGACUCUUUGAAUCUUGAAGAAAUCUAUAACUCAGUCCAGCCAGACCCUGAGAGUGUGGUUCUAGGCACUGAUGGAGGGCGCUACGACGUUUACCUCUAUGACCGGGUGAGGAAAGCCGUGUACUGGGAAGAGGAGCCAGCUGAAGUGAGACGCUGUGCUUGGUUUUACAAAGGGGACACAGACAGCAGAUUUAUUCCCUAUACAGAGGAGUUCAGUGAAAAACUGGAGGCUGAAUAUAAAAAAGCUGUAACCACGAAUCAGUGGCACCGCAGAUUAGAGUUUCCGAGUGGGGAGACAAUUGUUAUGCACAAUCCAAAGGUUAUUGUUCAGUUCCAGCCCUCAUCAGUGCCAGAUGAAUGGGGGACCACGCAAGAUGGACAGACAAGGCCCAGGGUUGUAAAGCGUGGAGUUGAUGAUAACCUUGAUGAAAUUCCUGAUGGGGAAAUGCCUCAGGUUGACCAUUUGGUGUUCAUAGUGCAUGGCAUUGGACCUGUGUGUGACUUGCGCUUUAGAAGCAUUAUUGAAUGUGUGGAUGAUUUUAGGGUGGUUUCUCUCAAAUUGCUGCAGACACAUUUCAAGAAAUCUUUAGAUGAUCGGAAAGUAAGCAGAGUGGAAUUCCUUCCGGUUCAUUGGCAUAGUUCCUUGGGUGGGGAUGCCACAGGUGUUGACAGGAACAUUAAGAAAAUCACUUUACCAAGUAUUGGUCGGUUUCGUCACUUUACUAAUGAAACCUUGCUAGACAUUUUAUUUUACAAUAGCCCCAUCUACUGUCAGAGGAUUGUGGAGAAAGUGGGAUUGGAGAUGAACCGUCUGUAUGCACUCUUCAUGAGUCGGAACCCAGACUUCAAAGGAGGGGUCUCUGUUGCUGGUCACAGUUUAGGUUCUUUAAUAUUGUUUGACAUCCUGUCUAAUCAAAAAGAUUUGAAUUUAUCAAAGUCUCCUGGGCCUUUAGCUGUUGCUAAUGGAGUUGUGAAGCAGCCGCAUUUUCAGGAAAAGCAGAUACCUGAAGAGCCAAAGCUGACGUUGGAUGAGUCUUGUGACCUUGAUGUUGAAAAUGAAGAAGUCCUGACUUUGCAAGAAACUCUGGAAGCACUUAGCCUCUCUGAAUACGUUAGCACUUUUGAAAAGGAAAAGAUUGAUAUGGAAUCUCUGCUUAUGUGUACAGUGGAUGACCUGAAGGAAAUGGGGAUACCCCUUGGACCCAGGAAGAAGAUAGCUAACUUCGUAAAACAUAAAGCAGUCAAACUGGAACAGAAAAAAGCAUCAGAAAAGAAGGCAGUGAUAGCUGCUUCGACAAAAGGACAAGAGGAAAGUGCUCAGAAAGCUAAAGAAAUGGCUUCUUCUCCCUCAGAAUCUGAGUCCAAGAGGAAACUCCCACUCGGAGUUUACGUUUCUUCUGUGCACGUUGAUUAUGAGUCUUUUGAAGUUGGCACUGGACAGGUUUCUGUUGUUUACAACUCCUUAGACUUUGAACCAGAGAUUUUCUUUGCCUUGGGAUCUCCAAUUGGUAUGUUUCUCACUAUUCGAGGAGUGGACAGGAUAGAUGAGAACUACAGGCUUCCUACCUGCAAAGGAUUCUUCAAUAUUUAUCACCCACUUGAUCCAGUGGCAUAUAGAUUAGAACCUAUGAUUGUACCAGAUUUGGACCUAAAAGCAGUUCUCAUUCCACAUCACAAAGGCAGAAAAAGACUUCAUUUAGAGUUGAAAGAAAGUCUCUCUCGUAUGGGAUCUGAUUUGAAGCAGGGUUUCAUUAGCUCUCUGAAAAGUGCUUGGCAGACAUUAAAUGAGUUUGCCCGUGCUCAUACCUCUUCAACUCAGCUGCAAGAAGAAUUGGAGAAGGUAGCCAAUCAAAUCAAAGAAGAAGAAGAAAAGCAAGUAGUUGAAGCAGAAAAGACUGUUGAAAGUCCAGAUUUUUCCAAGGAUGAGGACUACUUAGGAAAGGUUGGAAUGUUAAACGGAGGCCGCCGAAUUGACUAUGUUCUUCAAGAAAAGCCAAUAGAGAGUUUUAAUGAAUAUCUUUUCGCUCUUCAGAGUCACUUAUGCUAUUGGGAAUCUGAAGAUACUGCCCUGUUAUUACUUAAAGAAAUUUAUCGAACAAUGAGCAUUAGUCCAGAACAGCCCCAGCAUUGAUUGGACUUCAGCUUCACCGUACAUUCUUGUCUUUACAGAAAGUUGCAGUAUAAAUUACAUUGCUGAGAAAAUCCUCAGAGGACAUCCCCAGUCUGCUCCUGUGAUGGAUGACAGAAAUGUGAUUCACCGACAGUUACUCUGCUGUAAUUCUCAGAUGUAGGGCUUCAUUUAAAAGAAAACAUACAGAACAAAAAGACAAUGAAAUAAAUCAGUACCACAUUUGGACUGUAUAGAUGUGAAAAAGAAAUUAUUAAAAUGAUGCAGUUAAAAACUCCUCAGAUCAGUUUAGUUGUACAGUUGUCAAAGUAAUAUGUGAUAUAAAUGAAGAAAUAUUUGUAGCAUGCAGACGGUUGUUUCUGUUUCUUAAAAAACUAUUGUCAGUGGGCUAUUCAACUUGCUUUUUUUUUUUAUUAAUGUAGUAUGGUCUAUGGACUUCUUGAGAAACUAUAAUAAUACAGUUUUUUAAAAACUUAUGUUCUACUUUAAAUGUGAAUUAUAGUUCUGAGCUGCUUUAAUGCGGGGUCAUUUGUAUCUGUUAGCGGAAGUAACCAAGAUCACUUCUAUUCCAAGCUGAACUGUGGUCUUUAAGAAGCCUUCCAGGCUGUUGCUGAGAGCAGAGCUGUGGAAGGAAGUGAGAUGCUCCACACUUCACAGAAGUCUUGUGAAGUGCUCGCCCAGCUUCAUUGCCACCAGCAGUGGGGAGCAAACGAGAAGUUUUUCCAUUUUGUCAUCUAAGGUAGCUGUGCAGUUGCCUCAUUGCUAAAGUUCCAAUCAAUAUGAGAACCACAGUAGAAUUUUUUUGGAUUUUGGGUUUUUUGCUUUGUAUUAAUUUCACUUCUACCAAAGUAUUUGAAAGUAUGAACUGUAUUGGCUUUUAGACUAUAACUCUAUUUCAUGAAAAGACUGUUCUGUGAUAUUUUACUUUGUUUUACUGUAACUUCAAAUUAUCUAAAUAUUUUCCUAAUACUACGUGGGAAUGCUGAUUUUCUUUUGUUAUGCAGUAGGAACAUUUUACACUGUUUACAUAGUUCUCAUGGAACAUAGAAUUUUUUGAAAGCCACAUAUGAUACACAUUUUUUGUGUAUAUAUUCUAGUUAGUGUGAAUAAAACAGUAACAUCAAUGCAUUUUUUUAAAGCAGAAAACGUCUGUAUUCUUCUUGUCUUCCUUAAAAGUAUUCCUAUGAGUUCAGUGGUCAUUUACUUUUCAUUGUGAACACCUGCUCUGUAGUUAAUACAUAACUGUAGCAUUUGCUCCUAAUAAUUAGGACAGUAGAGUUUUUGAGCUGCAGGUGACCCCAGACAGCAUAUAUUCCAACCACCUCAUUAUGCAGCCGAGGACACAGCACUAAAUGCCUUUCUCAGGCUGCUGGGUGGCAGAUCUGGGCUAGGAUACAGUUUCACUGACUCCCUUUUGGCCUUCAUUUCUCUACACCAGUGCUAUUACCUCUCACUUAAUUUCCUCUUAACUUCCCCAAACUGAUGAAAUAAAGAAAAAUAAGGGUUAUUUAUGUAUAUUUUAAUAAAAUCCAGUUUGAUUUUUCAACUUACAACUGGUUUUGUCUGUAUUAUUCAGCCUGUAUCCUCUGAAUAUUGGGCAGAGAGGAAGAAACACUUGAACCAGUGUCCAUAGUAGAAAUGUGUACCAGCUCAGUUUUAGGAAUCUUGUGAUUUUAACACUUGGGAAAAUAUAGAAUAGAAUUUUAGAGGGUAACUCUGCUGUGGACAG
Balaenoptera musculus (blue whale) is the source of this 4826-nucleotide messenger RNA. RefSeq names its product SEC23 interacting protein (gene SEC23IP). Lineage: Eukaryota; Metazoa; Chordata; Mammalia; Artiodactyla; Balaenopteridae. Gene Ontology annotation, molecular function: protein binding; metal ion binding. Bases 86 to 3100 code for a protein of 1004 amino acids. The record is from RefSeq and is a predicted model, not a curated record. Gene Ontology annotation, cellular component: COPII-coated ER to Golgi transport vesicle. Gene Ontology annotation, biological process: endoplasmic reticulum to Golgi vesicle-mediated transport. The transcript is spliced from 19 exons.